This is a messenger RNA of Helianthus annuus (common sunflower), 411 nucleotides long. RefSeq lists its product as uncharacterized. Lineage: Eukaryota; Viridiplantae; Streptophyta; Magnoliopsida; Asterales; Asteraceae. The record is from RefSeq and is a predicted model, not a curated record. The coding region runs from base 1 to 411 and encodes 136 amino acids. The transcript is spliced from 2 exons.
AUGGAUGAGGUGGCAGUUGUAGCGGCGACGGUGGUAGUGGGUGGAGACGGCGGCGAGUGGAGACGACGACAGGUGGUGACAACGGUGGUGGUAGUGGGUGACGGUGAAGGUGGGUGGCAGCGGUGGCCAGAGGUGGUAGCGGUGGCGACGGUGGUGGCAGGUGGUAGCGGUGGUGGCGGUGCGUGGUGGUGGUUGAUAGCGAUGACGGAGGUGGGUGGCGAUGGCAGCGGUGAUCGGAGGUGGCAGCGGCGAUGUGGCGGUGAUCGGAGGUGGCAACGACGAUGGUGGUGGCGGUGGCGGGGAUGGAGGUGGGUGGCGGCAACGAUGGUGGCAGGUGACGGCGGUGGCGGGUGGCGGCGAAGGCGGGUGACGGCGGCGGAUGACAGUGGUGGUGGGUGGUGGCAACGGUAG